UUAUUCGUUGUGCAACACUGCAUUCACAUGCCAAAUUUUACUCUAUUUCCUUUUCUUUAGGCUUCUUACCGACAUAAUUCAGAAUUUUUUCUGUUUCGUGGGAAAACAAAUUAUUUGCUGAAUAAAAUUCUAAUUGAAAACAAAGAUCAAUCAGAUGACAACCUAUAACUAGGACACCCAGCAAAAUCCAAGUCAAAAUUAACAGCAUUAAGAAUAUUUAGUGCCGGAUUUAUUGAGUAACAAAUCAAAGUUACAGAAGACUGUUGUUUUAUUUUCAACGCAUAUACCGAUAAAAAUACAGUUAUGGCCUAUCGCUACGGUUCCAUUAGCUUAACACGAUGGCAAUUGGCUUUGUUGGUUGGUACACCCGUUGCUAUUGGUUUAGGUAUCUACGUUUACCGAAAAUCAAUUUCGGAAAGGAAAUCAAUUGGCGACAAUGACGCUUCAAAUAAUGUUGGUGAUCGCAAGAAGGGACUACCCGGAAAGGAUAAAAAUCAAACCUUAUCUAUUGAUGGCACUACCGAAGAUAAGGAGUUUGAGCUAAAGAAGAAGAAAGCAGAAUUGGAAAGCUUAAAACUAUCACCGCUCAAGGAAGCCACUAUGUAUAAGAAUGAGGGUAAUGUUUGCUAUCGUAAUGGCAAAUAUGACGAAGCUAUUUCAUUCUAUGAUAAGGCCAUUGAUAAAUGCCCUUCCGAAGAACGUACAGAUCUUGCGAUUUUCUAUCAGAAUCGGGCUGCCGCUUACGAAAUGUUGAAAAAAUGGAAUCGUGUCAAAGAGGAUUGUACUCGUUCACUUCAAUAUAAUCCACAGUAUGCGAAAGCUUACUAUAGGCGCGCUAAAGCACACGAGGCGACAAAUGAUUUAAUGGAUUGCUUGGAUGAUGUGACAGCGACUUGUAUAUUGGAAAUGUUCCACAAUAACAGCACUAUUAUGUAUGCAGAUCGUAUAUUGAAGCAAACGGGUCGUGAAGCAACUGAACGAGCACUUAAAGAACAUGUGCCAGUGUUACCAUCGAAGUACUUCAUAUAUACUUAUCUAAGUUCGUUUAUUGCUGAUCCCAUUGAAACAAUCACCAUACUUGCACCAGAAGAGGGUGUAGCUUUAAAAGGAUUCGCGCGUGCGAAGAAAGCGCUAGAAGAUAGACAAUAUGAAGAUGUCAUUGCAGCUUGCACGGAAGAGAUUGAGACAUCAGAAGCUGAAUCUCAGUAUAAAAGCGAAGCUUUAUUGCUCCGUGGCACAUUUUAUUUGCUCUCGGGCAAUUUCGCUGCAGCGAAACAUGACUUGGAUGCUGUGAUCAAUAAUGCCGCUGCAGAAGUAUCGCUACAUGCCGCUGCGCUCAUAAAACGUGCAUCUCUACACAUUCAACAGGAAGAGAAGGAUUUAGGCUUAGUCGAUUUUGAUGCCGCCUCGAAAUUGCAACCGAACAAUCCCGAUAUUUAUCAUCAACGUGCGCAAAUAUACAUACUGCUCGACCAAUUGAAUGAAGCUUUAAGCGAAUUUGAAAAGGUUAUUAAAAUGGCACCAAAUCAUGCUAUGGCCUAUGUGCAGAAAUGUUAUGCCGAAUAUCGUAUGUCGCUGAUGUCUCAAGAUCAAAUGCGUCUCAUGAUUGUUAUGAACGAAUUUAAGAAUGCCAUUGAGAAAUAUCCCGAUUGUGUUGAAUGCUUUAGUUUAAUGGGUCAAGUUCUAAGCGAUCAACAACAAUUCCAGCAAGCUGAUGAAUUUUAUGAAAAAGCUUUGAAACUGGCGCCAGAUAAUGCGUCACUGCAUGUUCACCGUGCCAUAAUGCUAUUGCAAUGGAAGGGUGACAUUGAAAAGGCAAUAACGCUCAUUAAUCACGCUUUAGAAGUCGAUAGCAAAUGUCUAUUAGCAUAUGAAACUCUCGGCACAAUUGAGGUGCAGCGCGCCAAUUUGAAUCAUGCUGUUGAUCUAUUCGAAAAGGCAAUUAAAUUAGCAAAAAGUAAAUCAGAAAUGAGUCAUCUUUAUGCUUUGCGUAAUGCGGCGGUGGCACAAAUAAAUGUUACAAGCAAAUUGGGUAUUGAUAUGGCGAAAAUUUCAGCGUUAGCUGCUGGUAUAGCGCCACCGUCUAUGUAAGCGUACGAAACGUAUACAAAUCUUUAAAGUUAAAUAUACCACUUAGCAUCGUGUUAAGUCAACUUGCAAUAUAAACACACACACUACAUACAUAACUACCAAUAUAAUAAGAGUUUAGAUUGAGUUUUGUAGAAAAAAAAAUCAAACAGCGUUUAAAACCUAUUUGCAUUUCUCUACAUUUUUAUUCCAGCAGCGACAGACAAACUGCAACCAUUGCAAUAUAAAA
Molecule: messenger RNA, 2317 nt
Organism: Ceratitis capitata (Mediterranean fruit fly)
Lineage: Eukaryota; Metazoa; Arthropoda; Insecta; Diptera; Tephritidae
Gene: Tom70
Product: mitochondrial import receptor subunit TOM70
Exons: 3
Coding region: 304-2091 (595 amino acids)
Molecular function (GO): protein binding
Source: RefSeq, a predicted model, not a curated record